This is a messenger RNA of Paramecium octaurelia, 1540 nucleotides long. Lineage: Eukaryota; Ciliophora; Oligohymenophorea; Peniculida; Parameciidae. The record is from the annotation of a GenBank genome assembly.
AAUGAAGCACAAACCAAGUUAUUGGAAAUCUACUCACUUUGCUGCCUCUGUCCAAUAUCUUAAUUUCAUUAUUGAGUGCAUCAUCUUCCCACUCGCCUUGAUUCUAUACAUAAAUCACUACAAAAUGGAUAGAAAUCUAUAUGACAAUUGGGAAUAUAAACCCAUUAUUGAAAUUCAAAAAAUAUAAGGCUCUAAAUGCCCAUCCGAUCUGGAAACCUUCUUUGACUAUACUUACCCAGAAACUUCCAGUGGUAUUUAUCAAAAUUAUAAUUAAAAGGAUGUGAUUGUGGUUUUGGCGAAGAAGAUGAGAAUGGCCAAAUUGAUUAUGAUAAACUGAAAACUGAACAUUGCUAGACAUCUGACAUUGAUGAAGGAUGCACCGAAAUAACUCCUAUAGAAUCUAAGGAUUUUAUCAUUUGGAAGGGGUAUUCCAUCUGCGGUAAAAGAUCUGAAUACACUUACAGAGAAUUAUUUUAUGAAAGGAAUUGCACUGCGAUUUGCAAUGGAGUUUGCUAAACCAAAAAUAAUCAAAAUUCUUGUGGAAAUUACCAAGAUCUACUCUCCAAAGAAAAUCUAACUCAAUCUUAUUUCAAUUUCACCUUAAGCUAUGGAAUUGAUGUUUGCUAUGAGGAUGGAGAGUCAAUUAAUCAAUAUCCAUUGUUAGAAUCAGCCUAUAAAUGCGUGAUUUAAUCAUCAGAAUAUGCAUUCAUUGAUGAAUUUGAUCAAUAUAUGUUAUUUGAAGAAAAUGAAUAUCCUUAUGAAAGUUUACCAGGAUUAAAAUAUUUUAAUGAAACACCUAAAUUUGGUCUUUUUGGUGAAAAGUUUACUGAAUAUAAUUGUACUAUUAAAUAGAUUGACGUCUCUAAUUAUAGAGACAACUACAUUCAACUUGUAUUUUUGAUUGCUCUCAUUAUGGCAGGUAAAUUCUCAUCAAAAUAAAUUAGGCUGUUUGAUGGGUUUCGGAGCUAUAUUUCAUUCAGCUAUCAUCUAAAACUUAACUAGAAAAGGAAUAUUCAAGCAUAAAAUAUAUAAAGUUACUUGGAAAUUUUAUUGUCCUACUACAUUCCUCAUUCUUCUACACAUGGCACAUUUAGCUAUUGUAGGCACUAAAUUGGGAUUUCUUGCUCAUUUUAGAACUACUAUGCAUUCUUAUAUUGAAAAUGUAAUAGUGUUUCAUAAUUAUAAUUUAGAAAUGCACCGAUUGGUCAAACAUAUUGAAUCUUGUUUUCAUGAGAGAUUUUAUUGAUGCAGAAUUAAUGCCUCUUUGCAUUCCUGAAUUAGUUCUAACUUUUGGAGCUAUGCUAUUAGAGAUUUUACAGUUGUGCUUAUUUGAUAGGAGAAUACCUGAGACCAUAGCAUCCCCUACACUUAAAGGUAGAGAGAGUCCUUCGAAAUCAAACAAUUUCAUUUUGAAUUUUGGGUUUGAUAAAGAAGAAAACAUGGAAAAACACGUUUUGGAUACUGAAAAUAUUAGAAUUAAUAAGAAGAAUGUAUUUAUUUACUAAUAAUAUAGGAAUAAUUAAAGUUAUAUAAUGAAUGA